CCUACUGGAUGGAGAACACUCUGCGGUCCUGAGGAGGAGGAACCGAACCCAAGUCUUCACCGACUGGGUCUACUUGUUGAUUCACCAGGAGAGGAGGAGGAGGGAUGCACACUUGACGUGACGUGUCUGUCGGGGGAAAAAAUAAUCAGAAAAAAAGAGCUCCAUUGCUCUCCAGAUCCACGCUGCUCAUGAUGCCUUCAUCACAGCCUCAAAUCCAGACGGUUUGGCAGCUUUUUGACACGGGUGACACCGGAAGGGAGAUGCUGCACGAUAGCUUGAAGGAGAAGAGUGCAGACCCCGAUGAGGUCCCCCAAAAGACCAUGUCUUCUUAACCCCGACCGCACCGCACCUACAUUCUUUGGUACAAGUGAAAGAUGAUCCAAACGGUGUCCAGGUCGGACAGCACGUUGCUGCCAGACGCCAUGGACAUCAUCCGGAGCAAGCACACCCGCCGAGUGAGGCUCAACGUGGGGGGUCUCCUCCAUGAGGUCCUGUGGAGGACCCUGGACCGGCUGCCCCGCACCAGACUGGGCAAGCUGUGGGACUGCAACACCCACGACUCCAUCAUGGAGAUAUGUGACGACUACAGCCUGGACUGCAACGAGUACUUCUUCGACAGACACCCCGGCGCCUUCACGUCCAUCCUCAACUUCUAUCGCACGGGGAAGCUGCACAUGAUGGAGGAGAUGUGCGCCCUGUCCUUCAGCCAGGAGCUGGACUUCUGGGGCAUCGACGAGAUCUACCUGGAGUCCUGCUGCCAGGCCCGCUACCACCAGAAGAAGGAGCAGAUGAACGAGGAGCUCAAGAGGGAGGCGGAGAACAUGAGGGAGAGGGAAGGCGAGGAGUUUACCACCACGUGCUGCUCGGAGAAGAGGAAGAAACUUUGGGAUCUCUUGGAGAAACCCAGCUCCUCGUUUGCUGCCAAGUCCCUGCAAUUUCCCCCUCUGUCUUCCUUUUUUUUUUCUUUUUGUCCCCUCCUGCUCCAGUCCGGCUGCACCAAACAUUAAAUAAAUCCAUUUAAUAAAGUCAAAUAAGAAUAAGGCAACAAAAGAAGUAUCCCACACUUCUGUUUUGUAAAAUAAAUCUGUAUAACAGAUAUGGGCAUCUACAAAACCCAAAACCAGUGAAGUUGGCACGUUGUGUAAAUCGUAAAUAAAAACAAUGAUUUGCAAAACUUUUUCAACCUAUAUUCAUUUGAAUACACUGUAAAGACAAGAUAUUUAACAUUUGAACUAGUAAACUUUGUUAUUUUUUGCAAAUAUUAGCUCAUUUGGAAUUUGAUGCCUGCAACAUGUUUCAAAAAAGCUGGCACAAGUGGCAAAAAAGACUGAGAAAGUUGAGGAAUGCUCAUCAAACACUUAUUUGGAACAUCCCACGGGUGAACAGGCUAAUUGGGAACAGGUGGGUGCCAUGAUUGGGUAUAAAAGCAGCUUCCAUGAAAUGCUCAGUCAUUCACAAACUAGGAGGGGGCGAGGGUCACCACUUUGUCAACAAAUGUGUGAUCAAAUUGUCGAACAGUUUAAGACUAGGGAUUUCCGAUAAUGGCUUUUUGCCGAUAUCCAAUAUUCCGAUAUUGUCAAACUCUUAAUUACCGAUGCCGAUAUCAACCGAUACUGAUAUCAACCGAUGCUGAUAUAUACAGUCGUGGAAUUAACACAUUAUUAUGCCUAAUUUGGACAACCAGGUAUGGUGAAGAUAAGGUCCUUUUAAAAAAAAAAAAAAAAUAAAAAUAAGAUAAAUAAACUAAAAACAUUUUCUUGAAUAAAAAAGAAAGUAAAACUGUCAGGCUUGUCCCUGACAGUUUGGUUAUGUUUUAGUUUUCCCUCUGUGUUUAUCUUUAUUUCCUGUCAGCGCUUUUAUUUUGGUUGUUUCCUGCUUGUCUCCCUGAGCGCUGUGUUCCCUCAGCUGCAGCUGAUUGGCACCUGGCCACACCUGGUGUCAAUCAGCCAGCUACUAUUUAAACCUGCCUUGCCAUCCAGUCUGUGCUGGAGUAUAGUCGCUAGAGCUACAACCUGUCUGAUAGCUAUUUACAGUUUGCUGUCUCCUAGCUCCUUGUUUUGUGUUUUCCUUUUAGCCAGAUCCUGUUAGCCGUUAGCUAUUUCCAGUUUUUCUGUUUUCUGGUUCCUGUUUCCAGUUUGGCCUUUCCUGAUUCCUGGUUUGGGUUUUACUUUUAUUUUGGACAUUAAAUUAUGUAUUCCCGCACAAAGCCUGCCUUCUCUGCAUCUUGGGGUUCGUCACCAACACUCCGUGACAAAAACAAUAUAAAAACAGUUGCAUAGAAACUAGUAAUUAAUGAAAAUGAGUAAAAUUAACUGUUAAAGGUUAGUACUAUUAGUGGACCAGCAGCACGCACAAUCAUGUGUGCUUACGAACUGUAUCCCUUGCAGACUGUAUUGUUAUAU
Molecule: messenger RNA, 2402 nt
Organism: Entelurus aequoreus (snake pipefish)
Lineage: Eukaryota; Metazoa; Chordata; Actinopteri; Syngnathiformes; Syngnathidae
Product: potassium voltage-gated channel subfamily B member 1-like
Exons: 3
Coding region: 375-1007 (210 amino acids)
Biological process (GO): protein homooligomerization; potassium ion transmembrane transport
Cellular component (GO): voltage-gated potassium channel complex
Molecular function (GO): delayed rectifier potassium channel activity; protein binding
Source: RefSeq, a predicted model, not a curated record